CAACGUCCAGUCGUGAUUUGAUUGUUGCUGUGUUAAGUCGUGUUGCCAUUAACAGUAUCUUUUGCCGUCGGCACACUUGACUGUUGUGUAUAACAGAAAUUUAAAAAAGAAAAAAAAAUAUAGACAAAAAGAAUUAAACAGAGAAAAGCAAAAUAAUUGCAAUUGAAUUGUUCAAAUUAUUAAGAAAUUAUACCUAUUGUGUAGUGACAAUAAAAUCGUUAUUGUUUAGAAAAAAAGAAAUAAAGUGAAGUGAAAAACCUUGAAAGGCAUUGGAAAUUAUUAAGAUUUUCCAAGGCAUCCUAAAUACAAUACGACAUAAAAUUGUAACAUUAAUUUAAUUACGUCAAGUAAUUGAAUUGCUUCUUCAUAUCAUCUCACCAAAAGGAAUAGAACCAAAAAAGGCUUAACAUGUCUGCAAAUAAGGCGAAAGACAACAAAGGCACUACUAAUCAUACUAUUAAUGAGGAUAAAUUGGAUACUAACGUUUCGAUCGAUAUGGAGGCUCCGGAAUUCCGUGAUUUUGCCAAAUCAAUGGUUGACUAUAUUGCUGAAUAUUUGGAGAACAUUAGGGACCGUCGUGUUUUGGCCGAUGUUAAACCAGGCUAUUUGCGACCCCUUAUUCCUGAUGCGGCUCCCGAGAAACCAGAUACUUGGCAAGAGGUUAUGAGUGACAUAGAAAGGGUCAUCAUGCCAGGAGUAACUCAUUGGCAUAGCCCUAAGUUCCAUGCCUAUUUCCCCACAGCCAAUUCCUAUCCAGCCAUAGUGGCUGAUAUGUUAAGUGGUGCUAUUGCCUGUAUAGGCUUCUCUUGGAUUGCCAGUCCUGCCUGUACAGAAUUGGAGGUGGUCAUGUUAGAUUGGUUGGGUAAAAUGAUUGGUUUGCCCAAAGAAUUUCUGGCUUGUUCAGGAGGAAAAGGUGGUGGCGUCAUCCAGGGAACAGCCAGUGAGGCCACUUUGGUUGGUUUGUUGGGUGCCAAGGCUAAGAAAAUUCAACAAGUAAAAAAGCAACAUCCAGACUGGACUGAUGACAUGAUUGUAUCCAAAUUGGUGGGCUACAAUUCGGCACAGGCCCAUUCUUCAGUGGAAAGAGCUGGACUUUUGGGUGGUGUAAAAAUGCAUUCAGUGCAAGCCGAUGAGAAAAAUAGCUUGAGGGGAGAGGCUUUGGAAGCAGCUAUUAAAGAAGAUUUGGAAAAGGGUUUAAUACCCUUCUAUGCUGUGAUUACCUUGGGCACUACCAACAGCUGUGCUUUCGAUCGUUUGGAUGAGUGUGGUGCUGUUUGUAAUAAGUACAAUGUCUGGGCCCAUGUUGAUGCUGCCUAUGCCGGCUCGGCCUUCAUUUGCCCCGAAUAUCGCCAUCUCAUGAAGGGCAUUGAAACCGCCGAUUCCUUCAAUUUCAAUCCUCACAAAUGGAUGUUGGUUAAUUUCGAUUGCAGUGCCAUGUGGUUGAAGGAUCCCACCUGGUUGGUGAAUGCUUUCAACGUUGAUCCCUUGUAUUUGAGACACGAAAUGCAAGGUUCCGCUCCCGACUACAGGCAUUGGCAGAUUCCUUUGGGUCGCCGUUUCAGAGCUCUGAAACUGUGGUUUGUCUUGCGUCUCUAUGGUGUGGAAAAUCUUCAGGCCCACAUUAGACGCCACUGCAAAUUUGCCCAAGAAUUUGCCGCCCUAUGCCGAGCCGAUGAUCGUUUUGAGAUUGUUGGCGAUGUAAACAUGGGUUUGGUGUGCUUCCGUUUAAAGGGGGCCAAUGAGCUAAGCGAAAAUUUAUUGAAACUUAUCAAUGGUCGUGGCAAUAUCCAUAUGGUUCCCUCUAAAAUCCGUGAUGUUUACUUCAUUCGCAUGGCCUUGUGCUCAAGGUUUACCAAAUCCGAAGAUAUGGUCUACUCAUGGAAUGAAGUCAGUGCUGCUGCCGAUGAAAUGUUGAAAAAGUAAAGUAUGAAAGAGGAACUUAAAGGAUGUGUGACAGUAUUUUAAUGCAUAUUUAACGCAAAUGAAUAACUACUUAAUUACGACCAACUGGGACCAUUGAUCAUUGCAACAUAUUUAGGGAAUAACAUGUGCUUCAUGUUCGUUUUAUUUUUGUCUCAU
This is a messenger RNA of Stomoxys calcitrans (stable fly), 2079 nucleotides long. Its product is annotated as aromatic-L-amino-acid decarboxylase. Lineage: Eukaryota; Metazoa; Arthropoda; Insecta; Diptera; Muscidae. The transcript has 6 exons. The record is from RefSeq and is a predicted model, not a curated record. Bases 409 to 1923 code for a protein of 504 amino acids. Gene Ontology annotation, biological process: catecholamine metabolic process; amino acid metabolic process; serotonin biosynthetic process. Gene Ontology annotation, molecular function: aromatic-L-amino-acid decarboxylase activity; pyridoxal phosphate binding.